This is a messenger RNA of Tribolium castaneum (red flour beetle), 708 nucleotides long. RefSeq names its product glutathione S-transferase. Bases 64 to 678 code for a protein of 204 amino acids. The record is from RefSeq and is a predicted model, not a curated record. Gene Ontology annotation, molecular function: glutathione transferase activity. Gene Ontology annotation, biological process: glutathione metabolic process. NCBI's taxonomy places the organism in Eukaryota, Metazoa, Arthropoda, Insecta, Coleoptera, Tenebrionidae. The transcript is spliced from 4 exons.
CCUAAUCACCAGUAGUUAUUACUUCCAGUUUAUUAGUGAAAGUAAAUUGUGACAAACUCAAAAAUGGCACCAGCUUACAAACUCACUUACUUCGACGGCAGAGGCCUUGCAGAAACCUCCCGUUUCAUCAUGAAAUACGGAGGAAUCGACUUUGAAGACUGCCGAAUUAAACGAGAAGACUGGCCCCAAAUUAAAUCAAAAUUUCCUUUUGGCCAAUUGCCAGUUCUUGAACACAACGGCAAAACAGUGAACCAAAGUCAUUCGAUUGCCCGAUAUUUGGCCAAACAAGUCAAACUUGCAGGAAACGAUGACUGGGAAAACCUCGAAAUUGAUGCCAUUGUGGACACCUUCAACGAUUUGCGCUUGAAAAUUGUGGCCUAUUUCUACGAACAAGACGAAGAAAAAAAGAAAACUAUUCUGGAAAAUCUCAACAAGGACGUUUUCCCCCAAUAUUUGACACGUUUUGAAGAAAUUGUUAAAAAGAACAAAGGAUAUUUCGCUUUGGGACGGCUGACUUGGGCUGAUUUUUGCUGGGCAGCUGUUUCUCCAGGUUUCGAUAUGAUUACAAAAGUCGACACGAUUGCGAAUUAUCCAGAAUUGAAGGCUGUUAGAGACAAAGUUAAUUCAUUGCCGGCCAUCAAAAAAUGGAUUGAACAACGACCCAAGACUGACUUUUAAGUUUUUUCUUUCAAUAAAUUGUAAACAUUA